Messenger RNA from Erigeron canadensis, 590 nucleotides. Its product is annotated as mitochondrial import inner membrane translocase subunit Tim9. Bases 61 to 342 code for a protein of 93 amino acids. NCBI's taxonomy places the organism in Eukaryota, Viridiplantae, Streptophyta, Magnoliopsida, Asterales, Asteraceae. The transcript is spliced from 2 exons. The record is from RefSeq and is a predicted model, not a curated record.
CAGAGAGACAUUAGAAACCCUAAUUUAUUUAUCAAAUCAAAUCAAAUCAAAGAAGAGAAAAUGGAUAAAGGGCUGCUCGGAAAUGUUGGAGAUAUCCCACCUGAAGAUCAAGCUCGAAUGACAUCCAUGAUCGAGCAGCUUCAAAUUCGUGACAGUUUAAGGAUGUAUAACAAUCUUGUAGAGAGAUGCUUUACAGAUUGUGUGGAAUCAUUUAAACGCAAAACUUUGGAUAAGCAAGAGGAGACCUGUGUAAAGAGAUGUGCAGAGAAGUUUUUGAAGCAUUCAAUGCGUGUCGGUUUGAGAUUUGCUGAACUCAACCAAGGAGCUGCUACUCAAGACUAAAACGAACUUUCAGCUUUUGCCAAGCUAGUAUCUGCACUGCUGCAGUUUAAUAGUUUUGAUUUAGUCUUUCAAGUAAACACCAGUAAACACCACCAUAAACAUGUGUACAUUGCCAAGCGAUUUAUCUGCUUGCUGAGUUUCAUAAGUCGAUUUCCAUUACUCUAAACCUUUUCCUUACUCUGUAUCUCUUGAUAUAUGAUGAUCUUAUAUUGCAACUUUAGAAGGUAUGUUAACAAGCUUUUUGAAAA